AUGGCGUCGUCCAAAACACGGAUGGUGUCGUCCGAGACGUUACAGAGUGGUGGAGGUCUCCUCAUGGACCGUGGUGGAGGUCUCCUCAUGGACGGUGGUGGGGGUCUCCUCAUGGACCGUGGUGGGGGUCUCCUCAUGGACGGUGGUGGGGGUCUCCUCAUGGACCGUGGUGGGGGUCUCCUCAUGGACCGUGGUGGGGGUCUCCUCAUGGACGGUGGUGGGGGUCUCCUCAUGGACGGUGGUGGGGGUCUCCUCAUGGACCGUGGUGGAGGUCUCCUCAUGGACGGUGGUGGGGGUCUCCUCAUGGACGGUGGUGGAGGUCUCCUCAUGGACCGUGGUGGGGGUCUCCUCAUGGACGGUGGUGGGGGUCUCCUCAUGGACGGUGGUGGGGGUCUCCUCAUGGACCGUGGUGGAGGUCUCCUCAUGGACGGUGGUGGGGGUCUCCUCAUGGACGGUGGUGGAGGUCUCCUCAUGGACGGUGGUGGGGGUCUCCUCAUGGACGGUGGUGGGGGUCUCCUCAUGGACGGUGGUGGAGGUCUCCUCAUGGACCGUGGUGGAGGUCUCCUCAUGGACCAUGGUGGGGGUCUCCUCAUGGACCGUGGUGGGGGUCUCCUCAUGGACCGUGGUGGGGGUCUCCUCAUGGAUCUGAAAAUUAAUUAUCACACCCCAUCUAACUUAAAUUCCUGUAUCUGCACCUGA
Pecten maximus is the source of this 699-nucleotide messenger RNA. RefSeq names its product glycine-rich protein 23-like. NCBI's taxonomy places the organism in Eukaryota, Metazoa, Mollusca, Bivalvia, Pectinida, Pectinidae. Bases 1 to 699 code for a protein of 232 amino acids. The transcript has a single exon. The record is from RefSeq and is a predicted model, not a curated record.